Molecule: messenger RNA, 1499 nt
Organism: Grus americana (Whooping crane)
Lineage: Eukaryota; Metazoa; Chordata; Aves; Gruiformes; Gruidae
Product: glucose-dependent insulinotropic receptor-like
Exons: 1
Coding region: 192-1310 (372 amino acids)
Biological process (GO): G protein-coupled receptor signaling pathway
Cellular component (GO): membrane
Molecular function (GO): G protein-coupled receptor activity
Source: RefSeq, a predicted model, not a curated record
UUGCAGAGGACUCCUGGGAGGGACAAAGUGCCCCUUAAAGGACUGACUUAGGUGCUCCUGGCCUCGGUCUGCAGCUGGAGGAUCUGAGGUACUUCUGUCCCAUCCCUCCAGCUCAGCUCCUCGUGGUGGGUUUUUCCGCACUGGGGAUAAGUUUUCCUGGGUAUCUCUUUUAAUGCUCCUUGCCUGGGAAGAUGGUCAGCCUCCUGUACGUGGUGCUGCACUCCCUCCUGAGCUGCCUCAUCCCCCUGGCCAACCUGCUGGUGAUCGUGGCCGUCUACCAGCUGAUGAGGAAGCAGCCAGGCACCAGCUACGUCUACAUCCUCAACCUGGCCACCGCUGACCUACUGGUGGGCAUGAUGUGCAAUGCUGAGAUGCUGGACGACAUCCUUGACAGGGAUUUUGACCGCAGCAAAUCCUUCUGCCUCCUGCACAUUGCUAUGAGCAUGACAUCUUGCGUCGGCUCCAUCCUGACCCUGCUCCUGAUCUCCCUGGACAGGUACCUGGCGGUGACGCUGCCGCUCUCCUACCCCACCCUCCUGAAGAAAAUGCCCGUAGUCCUCUCCCUUCUUGUCCUCUGGAUGCUCUCCUUCCUUUUCCGGCACUUGCCUCUGAUCUUGGCUUCCCUCCAGCGAGGCAACUACACGGGUUACCGCGGGCUCCUGUACGCGGCCAAGAGCGAGCACCUCUACGCGAUCUGCUUCAGCAUCUUUGCUCCGUCCCUGCUGGUGCUGGUGUGCCUGCACGUCUCAGUGAGCAGCAUCGCCUAUGUGCAGCACACGUGGCUCCGGCACACCUGCGCCCAGACGGGGCCUCUCUGCGCCCACCCGUGCCGCUUCAAGGCGCUGUGGACCGUGCUCAUCAUCCUCAUCAGCUUCAGCCUCUCCUGGGGCCCCUACCUGGUGGGGGGCACCGUGCAAGCUGCCUGCAGCCCCUGCAGCCUGGCCGGCCCACUCAAGGACACCUUAUUCCUGCUGGGUGAGACCAACUCCCUCAUCAACCCCCUCAUCUACGCCUUGUACAGCAAAGACAUCCGGAGCCACCUCACAAAGGUGCUCAGGUGCGGGAUGAAGGGCCAGGUGAAACCACUGGCCUCGAACAUCCGAACCGUUGGGAGCUGGGGUGGGGGCCAGACCCAAGCACCCAGUUCACGAGGGGUCCAUGCCCCAUCACCUCCGCCCGUGCUGCUCCUGUGGCUGCCAGGCCCACGGCAGGAGGGAAACGCAGGGCGCCCGGUGCAGCAGAGCCUUCCCACUGCAUCAGCUGUUGAACUGCUGCCAAGAGGCUGCAGUCCACACCGCUGUCUGCGUUAACAGCCUUCUGUCCCCAGCAUCCCCACAAACGUCACCAAGACGGUGACCUUCAGUUGUUCUGGACAAAAUGUGGGCUUUUGUCCCUCUCUCUGCAUGGGGAACCGCAGCGUCUCAUACCUGCAGCAGGCUGAGCCGCCAUCCAGUGCUCGCGCCAGGGAAAUCUGGGCACCCCGUUGGUGCUGUGUCCUU